Pongo pygmaeus (Bornean orangutan) is the source of this 2217-nucleotide messenger RNA. RefSeq names its product neuronal PAS domain protein 1 (gene NPAS1). The record is from RefSeq and is a predicted model, not a curated record. Gene Ontology annotation, molecular function: RNA polymerase II transcription regulatory region sequence-specific DNA binding; DNA-binding transcription factor activity, RNA polymerase II-specific; protein dimerization activity. Lineage: Eukaryota; Metazoa; Chordata; Mammalia; Primates; Hominidae. The coding region runs from base 201 to 2087 and encodes 628 amino acids. The transcript has 13 exons. Gene Ontology annotation, biological process: regulation of transcription by RNA polymerase II.
GAGGUGGGCGCCGAGAGCCGGGCGCCACAGCCCGCGCGUCCCGCUGCGCCCCGCGCGCCCCGGGGUCUAUGGAGCGGCCCCUCCGCGCCGCCCGGCCGGCCCCACGCCGCGCCCGGAGGCUGCUCUGCGGCCAAGUAAUCGGACUGGCGGUCCUGCGGGAGACUCGGGGCUCGGAGCCCGCCUGAGCGAGCCCUCCGGAGAUGGCGGCCCCCUAUCCCGGCAGUGGCGGCGGAAGCGAGGUCAAAUGCGUGGGAGGCCGCGGCGCCAGCGUCCCCUGGGACUUUCUACCCGGGCUGAUGGUCAAGGCGCCGUCCGGACCGUGCCUGCAGGCGCAGCGCAAGGAGAAGUCCCGGAACGCGGCGCGCUCGCGGCGCGGGAAGGAGAACCUGGAGUUCUUCGAGCUGGCCAAGCUUCUCCCGCUGCCCGGCGCCAUCUCCAGCCAGCUGGACAAGGCUUCCAUCGUGCGCCUCAGCGUCACCUACCUCCGCCUGCGCCGUUUCGCCGCGCUGGGGGCGCCGCCCUGGGGGCUGAGAGCCGCGGGGCCGCCAGCUGGCCUCGGUGGCUUCUGCUCUCCAAGCCUCAGUUUAUUCAACUGUCAAAUGGGCGCAAGAGAUUGGGAAGAUUUCGUGAAUUCUGCCCUAAACAAGGCCCUGGCAGUUCUAUUGGUCACUGCCCCAGGCCGCCGCGGCCCGGCAGCGCUGGUCUCCGAAGUCUUCGAGCAGCACCUGGGAGGUCACAUCUUGCAGUCCCUGGAUGGCUUUGUGUUCGCCUUGAACCAGGAAGGAAAAUUCCUCUACAUCUCAGAGACAGUCUCCAUCUAUCUGGGUCUCUCACAGGUGGAGAUGACGGGCAGCAGCGUCUUCGACUACAUUCACCCUGGGGACCACUCAGAGGUGCUGGAGCAACUGGGGCUGCGGACCCCGACCCCCGGCCCCCCAACCCCGCCCUCCGUCUCCUCUUCCUCCUCCUCUUCCUCUUCGCUUGCAGAUACCCCCGAGAUCGAGGCCAGCCUCACCAAGGUGCCCCCCUCCUCCCUGGUCCAGGAGCGCUCCUUCUUUGUCCGCAUGAAAUCCACGCUCACCAAGAGGGGGCUGCACGUCAAGGCCUCGGGGUACAAGGUCAUCCACGUGACUGGGCGCCUUCGGGCCCACGCCCUGGGCCUUGUGGCCCUCGGGCACACGUUGCCCCCGGCCCCCCUGGCUGAGCUGCCACUCCACGGACACAUGAUCGUCUUCCGUCUCAGCCUGGGUCUCACCAUCCUUGCUUGUGAGAGCAGAGUCAGCGACCACAUGGACCUGGGGCCCUCAGAGCUGGUGGGCCGCAGCUGCUACCAGUUCGUCCACGGACAGGACGCCACCAGGAUCCGCCAGAGUCAUGUGGACUUGCUGGACAAGGGUCAGGUGAUGACUGGUUACUACCGUUGGCUGCGGCGUGCCGGGGGCUUCGUGUGGCUGCAGUCUGUGGCCACGGUGGCUGGGAGCGGGAAGAGCCCCGGGGAGCACCAUGUGCUUUGGGUCAGCCACGUGCUCAGCCAAGCCGAGGGUGGUCAAACUCCUUUGGAUGCCUUCCAGCUUCCAGCCAGCAUGGCCUGUGAGGAGGCAUCCAGCCCGGGGCCAGAGCCCACAGAGCCGGAGCCUCCGACGGAAGGGAAGCAGGCUGCCCCGGCGGAGAACGAGGCCCCCCAGACCCAGGGCAAACGCAUCAAAGUGGAGCCCGGCCCGAGGGAAACCAAAGGCUCCGAGGACAGUGGCGACGAGGAUCCCUCUGGCCACUCGGCCACACCGCGGCCCGAGUUCACCUCUGUCAUCCGGGCAGGGGUCCUGAAGCAGGACCCGGUGCGGCCAUGGGGCCUGGCGCCUCCCGGGGACCCCCCGCCCACCCUCCUGCACGCGGGCUUCCUGCCGCCGGUGGUGCGGGGCCUGUGCACGCCCGGUGCCAUCCGCUACGGCCCCGCGGAGCUGGGUCUGGUGUACCCGCACCUGCAGAGGCUGGGUCCAGGCCCCGCGCUCCCGGAGGCCUUUUACCCGCCCCUGGGCCUGCCCUACCCGGGGCCCGCGGGCACCAGGCUGCCGCGGAAGGGGGACUGAGGACUGGCAGAGCUGCCGGCGCUGUACCCUGCGACAACCGGGGUCCCCCAGGACAGUAGGCGCGGCUCUGCCCGUAGCCCUGAGAAUUAAACACCGGCUCUCCCUGCAGUGGUUUGGGCUCCGGGCUGUG